AUGAAAAAAUACGAAACAGAUGGCUUCGACAAUUACUGUAAAUUAAUUAAGAGGAAAAUCAAAGAAAUAAGCGAAGAUGAAAUAGAAACAGCGAAUUUGUUCGAAAAACUGAUUAAAAAAUAUAACUUAAAAAGCAUAAAAAGGGUCUCUCUUCCAGUACAAAAAAAUUGUUGCUUUAGCUGUCGUUCAUCAGCUAACUACUUUUAUAAUUACUAUUAUAAAAAAAAGGAACCGGUUAUCAUUACAAAUUUAAAUCAUAAAAUAGGAAACUGCGUCAAAUAUUUUGACAAUAAGAAUAUUGUUAAAUAUAUAGGAGAUACAAAAGUAAGCAUACACGUAAGUAACUCCAAAUUUUUAAAUAAUGUAAAUAAAAAUUUUCGAUAUACGCUCUCAUCCUUAACAAAUUUUAUUUUACUUAUUGGAAAAGAAAAUAAAAAAAAAAAAGUUAAUAAUAAUUUUUCAAUAAAUUGUAAACAAGACAGAAAAAAAAUAUAUAUAACAUUUAAUAAUGAUAAAGAGGUUUAUCAAAAAAAAAAUUUAGCAAAACAUGAAGACAGCAUUAGUAAUUGUCAAGAAGGGAAAAAUAACAAAUUAAAAUAUCAAGAAGAAUGUUUUGAAAAUUAUUUAGUAGAUAACAAAACUUUAAUACAAAACGAUGGAAAUGAAAUAAUAUUAGACAACUCUUCUAUUAGCAAUGAUGCUGCAGAAACGAACGGAAAAAUCUUACCCUAUCAUGUAAAAGACGGAAAUCACAAAAGGGUAAAGUGUGCAAAUGGCAAAGACAAUAAUAGUAGGGAUUCGAAUAAUUACUACUACUAUUACAGAUCAUUGGGAACAAAUCAUUUUAAGGAUGUGUCAAAUAUAAAAAAAAUGAAUUCAUUCAUAAAAGAUAAUUUUUUUUUACCUGCUGAAAUUUAUCCCCCUUAUGAAAAGUUUGAAUUUUUUUCCUCUGUGUUAAGAAUAGGACAAACUAAUAUUUUUAUAUGGCUACAUUAUGACAUCCCUGAUAAUUUUUUAAUACAAAUAAAAGGAAGAAAGAAAAUUUUAUUAAUUCCCCCGAAAUUUAUAAAAUAUUUUAACAUUAUCAAUUCUUCUUCAUCUUACAAUUUAUUCCACAUUUUAAUUAAAAAAAACAAAUUAAGUAAAAAAGAAAAAAUUAUAAAAAAAAUACUUCAAAAAUUUGCUCUCGUAGCAGACAUAUAUGAAGGAGACGUUUUAUUUAUCCCCUCCUUAUGGUUGCACUAUGUCUAUAAUAUGCCAGCACACACAUAUUUAAAGAAGAGAUAUAAAAAGUAUCACCAAUAUUUGUAUACUGUAACAGAGAAAUUACAAGGAAGUUUUUUUUCAAAGGAAUAUAAGAAGGAAUAUGACAAAAAAAAAAAUUUAUCCUCUUAUAAUUUUUACAAAAAUUCUAAAUUUAAAAUAAUCGGAAGAAACAAAACAAAAAAAAAAAAAAAUACGUAUGUAGUUACCAAAAAAUUUAAGAGGAAACAUGAAAGUAAGAUUCGAUUACGAUAUCUUGCAAAUAAUAUAUUUUUGUACACAAAUAAAUCAGAUAACCUGAACUGUUCAGAACAUUUAUCUUAUGUACCAAAGGAUGCUGAUAAAAAUGAGUUAAUAACACACUAUAGUCAUUUAGAAAAUUAUGAAGAAUAUUUGAAGAAGAAUUUUCACAUUUUUAUUGACUCAAACUGUGUGCAAAGUUGCAAUAGAACGAGUAACAAUGAAAAGAAAGGGAAAAAAUUUCUAUCCACUAGGAACGAUAACAAAAAAAUGGCUUAUAAUAAAAAAAUAGAAGAAAAGGAUAAUUCUGAACAUUUAAAGCAUGCUGAUAAUACUGCAACUUCGAAAGUGAUAGAAGAAAAGGGAAGCGAUUCAUCUGAAGAUUUUUACUUAAAUGCCAAGUUAAAUAUUAGCGUCAAUUACUUUUUUAGAAAAAGAAAAGAAAUCUGUUUAUUUAAUAAAAAAGAUUUAUACGGAAAUCAAGAUAUUCACGUGGUUAAUCAAAUUUUUAAAAAAAUUCAAAAAGAAAUAAAACCCCUCAUUUCGGUGCCAGCCAAGUAUAAAAAUUUUUAUUUGCAGAAAAUACAAGGGUUCCUAUAUUCCUACCUAGAUGAGGAGUAUAUAUAA
Messenger RNA from Plasmodium malariae, 2130 nucleotides. It is a transcript of the gene JmjC2, whose product is annotated as JmjC domain containing protein, putative. NCBI's taxonomy places the organism in Eukaryota, Apicomplexa, Aconoidasida, Haemosporida, Plasmodiidae. Gene Ontology annotation, molecular function: 2-oxoglutarate-dependent dioxygenase activity. The record is from RefSeq and is a predicted model, not a curated record. The coding region runs from base 1 to 2130 and encodes 709 amino acids. The transcript has a single exon.